AUGCAACUUCUUUGUCCUAUUCUUCGAGUAUCGAAUAUCAGCCUUCAGCCAACGAAUUCUCAUUUGGUUGAUAUUCAAUCAGCUCGAACACAACUCUAUCCUGGUGCUCAUAUAGCCGCUGCGAAUCCAUACGAACACUUUCAUCAUGGUAUUGUCGUCGAUUUAACAUCAGCAGAUAUCUCAAUUAUUCACUUUUGGGGUGUAAAAAAACGUGAAGCACGUAUUCAAGUAACCACACUUCCAAUAUUCAUCGCCGGUAAUAUUAAACGUGUAGGAAUACGAACUCGCCAGUUAUACAUCGUUCAAUAUCAGAAUGAUACACUUGAAAAACAACAAGAAACUAAUCAACGAGCAAAGAGUAUGCUCGAUAAACCAGAUGAAUAUGAAUAUAAUAUAUUUCGGUUAAACUGCGAAAGUUUCGCUUACUUUUGUCGUACGGAAAGAUGGGAAAGUGAACAAGUCACAAUAAUGCGAAAUCAGCUAUUGAACACAAUACGGAACAUCCGAAACAAGAUUAAAAGGCGAAAAAAACAAUGCAAAAACAGUUGUUUAUUAACGAAUAAGACUAUACCCAUAGGUGUUCCCCUAUCUAUUGGAAUUUAA
Molecule: messenger RNA, 603 nt
Organism: Adineta ricciae
Lineage: Eukaryota; Metazoa; Rotifera; Eurotatoria; Adinetida; Adinetidae
Source: the annotation of a GenBank genome assembly